AUGUUGCACCUCGUCUCUUUCCACCUCCUAGGAAUCUGGCUGCUGCUGAGCCACACUUCUGGAGUGGUACCUCCUGGAUGGCUGGACGAAGUUACUAAGCUAUGUGGCCGCGAACUAGUCCGAGCCAGGAUAGAAAUUUGUGGCAAGGUCUUGUGGGAACCCAGGGCUUUGGGCCAAAAGCAAGAGCGCAUUCUCGGAUCUGGACCAUCCACAGAAAUCACGCCAUCCUCUAUCAACAAAGAUGGAGGCUCCCUAACUACGUCGGAAUUCACUCCUAAUUUGCUACAAGAGCUGAAAGCAACAUCAUUACCACAGCUACAACAAUAUGUACCUGCAUUAAAGAAUUCAAGUGUUGGAGCUCAAGACCUUAAAAAAAUUAUUAAUGAGACACAAGAUGAAGCAGAGGACAAUGGUCAUUCAGUACUAAAGUACUUAGAGUCGAAUAUUCGUUCACUAAAGAAAAGAGAAACCAGUAAGAAAUGUUGCCGAGUUGGUUGUACCAGAAGAUCUAUUGCUAAAUCAUGCUGA
Messenger RNA from Chinchilla lanigera (long-tailed chinchilla), 528 nucleotides. Its product is annotated as prorelaxin-like. The record is from RefSeq and is a predicted model, not a curated record. The coding region runs from base 1 to 528 and encodes 175 amino acids. The transcript is spliced from 2 exons. NCBI's taxonomy places the organism in Eukaryota, Metazoa, Chordata, Mammalia, Rodentia, Chinchillidae. Gene Ontology annotation, cellular component: extracellular region. Gene Ontology annotation, molecular function: hormone activity.